Sclerotinia sclerotiorum 1980 UF-70 is the source of this 732-nucleotide messenger RNA. RefSeq lists its product as hypothetical. The transcript is spliced from 3 exons. Bases 1 to 732 code for a protein of 243 amino acids. Gene Ontology annotation, molecular function: RNA binding; DNA binding. Gene Ontology annotation, biological process: maturation of 5.8S rRNA; regulation of gene expression. The record is from RefSeq and is a predicted model, not a curated record. Gene Ontology annotation, cellular component: nucleolus; exosome (RNase complex). NCBI's taxonomy places the organism in Eukaryota, Fungi, Ascomycota, Leotiomycetes, Helotiales, Sclerotiniaceae.
AUGGAUCCUACUAAGAUUUUGUCGUUACUCGAACAACUUGAUGAUGAUAUUGAUGAUAUAGAAGAUGCUGUUGCUCCUUUCAUUCAAAAAACCAUUCCGGAAUUCGCAAGCAAGUUACCUUUGUUAGACAAGGCAAAACUUUAUACUCUCGUCACAUACGCUAUUGAAUCCAUAUUAUUCUCAUACCUACGACUUAAUGGUGUCAAUGCUCGUGAACAUUCCGUUUUCACUGAGCUUACGCGGAUGAAGCAAUACUUUGAGAAGAUAAAACUUACCGAGAAUCCUCCCGUCGCAGUCGCGUCAGAUAGGAGUCUUAAAUUAGCUAAAGGCGCCGCUGGAAGAUUCAUCAAGGCAGGACUAAGUGGAAAUGAUAAGUAUGAUUUGCAAAGAGCGGAGCAAAUGGCGAAGGAGAGAGCCAAGUCUCAUAUCAGAUUCGAGGAGCUAUCAAAGAAAAGAAAAGGGAAUGAAGAAACAACAACAUCCAAUAGUGCAAAAUCAAAAACUUCAGAUGAAUCUGAUGACUCCGAUUCAUCUUCUGACUCUUCCGAUGAGCCUGACGCAAUAGCACACAAGAGCAAAAAGUCAAAGACCGCGAAAGUAGCAGCACCAGUGGAGUCGAUGGAGGAUAGCUCUUCCACUUCCAACUCCAAAUCCAAAAAGUCUAAGCGGGGAGCCCAGGAGAAGAAAUCAAAGAGCAAGUUAAAGAAGGUCAAGAGCAAGAGCAAGAACUGA